AAUAAUCAUGGUAAUAAAAACAAGAAAAACAGUUUUGGUGAAAGUGAAAGCAUCCUCAGGCUUCUCUGACGUCACGUUGUGCCGAUCAGCGCCAGCAGCAGCCAAAAGCCGCAUUAAGCUCCGAGCGCCAGAAGCGGAAACAGCGCAGCAAUUUGCACACAAAACAGCACAAAAAAUGGGGAAAAUCUACCAAGUAGUGGUUCACGGACUAAGGGGGGAGAAAAUGACAAUCGACCUCUGCAACACCGAGGAGCAGAUGAAGAGCAUGACAGUGGAGCAGCUGAAAGAGAAAAUCUUGCAGAGGCUUCCUGGGGAAGCAGCUGCCAGCAGCGUAGAAAGUGGACUGAGGAUGAGUGGAUGGUUUCCCUGCAACCUUUUCUCCUCUCAGGCUCCCAAGUACCAUGGCUUGGUUAAUCAAGGAGCAACAUGUUACCUGAACAGUGUGCUGCAGGUGCUCUUCAUGACCAAAGACUUCAGACAGGCUGUGGAGAGGUCUGCUGAUGAAAAUCGUGACACUAUAGAUCGUCAUCUUAAAAGCUUGUUCAGUGAUUUACAGAAGCAUUCAGCAUACACACAUAAUAUCACGAAGGCACUGGGCAUCGACACAGUAUAUGAACAGCGUGAUGCUGCUGAGUACAUUGAGAGGAUUUUACGACUGACCGAUGAAAGUGCAUCAGAGAUCUUCCAUGGAUUGUUGUCACACAGGACCAAAUGUUGUAAAUGUGGUGCAGAGACUGACAGAGAUGAGGCAUUUUGGCAUCUUCCUCUUGCUCUGGUGGAUUCCUGCAGUGACGUCUACAGUGUGGUGGACGGCAUCAGGGACUUUUUGAGAGCUUCAGUUUUCAGCGGAGAAGACCAGAUAUACUGCGACUCAUGUGAUGACAAAGUUGAUGCUACAGCUCAAUAUGUAAUGAAGCAUCAUCCAGACGUCCUUACUUUGCUGCUGAAGAGGUUCGAGUUCAGCUACCGUCACAUGUCAUAUGUCAAGAUCAGCCACGUUGUUGAUGUUCCUUCCACCAUAGAGAUGCCAGAGAUGUAUAAAUUGUACGCAGUUGUGGACCAUUCUGGUGAUCUGAGAGGUGGACAUUACACUGCAACAAUCAAGGAUGAAGGUGGAGACAGAUGGUAUCACUUCAAUGACAGCAGUGUCUCACUGUGUGAUUUCCAGCCGUUCCAGGUGGUUAACACGGAGAAAUCCCAGACCGCUCAACUUUUAUUUUACCGAAAGGAAGAGGCUGUCAUUCAAGACAUGUCCACCAAUCAUAAUCAGUGUGAAGAUGCUGAGAAGACCAGACAGAGAGAUGAAGGUGAAGAUGAUGUAGAAAAAGGUGAUGACACAGCAGUGGCUGUUUCUGUUGGUGAAAAUGAAGUAACAGGAAAUGAAGGCGUAGUCAGAGAUGUUUCUAGAGGAGUAGGACUGUCGGAGGAACCACAUAAUGAAGGUAAUGCCAUCCAGACUGGGACACACAGAAAUCAGAAGGAUAAUGUGGAAAGAAAGGAGGAUUAUCGUCAAGAUGCUAGUGUCAACAUGCAAAAGAUAGAAGAGGGGAAACAAUGGGAGGAUGAUGAGGAGGACAUGAGAGGAAAGACACAAGCUGAUGUUCAGACACAAAAUGCAAGAUUAGUCCGUGUAGAAACCAAACAGACAGAAAGUAUCAAGUAUGAAACUGCAGAAUCAGACACAGACAAAGAGAGGAGGCUAGAUGCUAACUUCAAACCAGAGGUCAGUAUCUUGUCUAAAAUAUAUGAUCUUCCGAACAAACAAGAGGAGACAAAUGAUGCGCAGAGUAGAGUAACAGACAAGGAUGAGAUGACUGGAGAUAAAGAGUCAGAAAAGCCUCCAAUGGAUUACUUUAACAGGGAUGCAGAACAUUUGAAUGAAGGUGGAUUAGAAAAACAGAACAGAAAUGAAGAUCAGGGCAGUAACCUGAAAACAAGGCAACAAUUUGACCCUGGACACGUGGACAAACAGGGAGAUGAGGAAAUAAAAACCGAUAUUGAGGACAACACAGAAAGAGAGACUGGUGCGAUUGAAUUUCCACCAGUAAAUGUAAAGCCCUUAACAAAACAUGAUCCAGAGUAUAAACAGAGAAGCAGCAGCAGGUUGGAUAAAAAACCUGAACAGCAAAGAAAGGAGGAGAGGGAAGUUACAGCAAACAAUGAACAAAAGGGAAGAGAUCCAGACAAAAAACAUGACGGAAAUGAAAAUCCAGACAGUGGAAGAUGUUGUGAUGCCCGACCAAACAUGAGAAAAAAUUCCUCUGUUGAAUUGGUUGGUGUAGUGGAGGAAGGCAAUGUGGAAACAUUCAGAUAUGAAGUCAAGAAAGACAAAAAAGGCUCUUGUAAAGAUGGAAGAGUUGGCAGCUCUACAAGCAGCAAACUUUCUGAUAAUCAGGAAUUCAAGAGGGACAUGAGUCACCCACUGGGAAGACAUGUCGAGGACAGAAAGGGAGAAAAAAUAGAUAGUAAGAGAGAUGGUGGGCAUGACCAAAGGAGAGGAUCAGCAAGAAAGUGUAGUGAGGGUGGAAAGAAUAAAGACAGUGGAAGAUUAGAUGAAGGAAUCAGACAGAAAAAUGUAAAGAAACAGGCUGAAGAGAAAGAAGAAAAAGGAGAUUCUGCCCAGUUUCAUAACAGGGAGGAUUCAGGACAAGAAGGAACAGUCAGAGGAGAGAGAGAGAACCAGGAAAGGGGCAGUGGACAGAGGAGAGUUCAUAAUAAAGGACAGGAUAAUCAACCAGAUGUAGAAUCUGUACAGCACAGUGACAAAGAUACAGGUCCUGCAAAGAGAAGGAAACGUAAGACACCUGGUAGUAGUAUUACAAGUUGUCUUAAAAUAAAGACAAGGACAGAAGCAGCAGAGGAAACCAGUAACAGUUCACAUCAUGAUCAAAACACAGGCAGUUUAACAGAGAGUGUUAGCAAUUUAAUGCUAACUGAGUUACCUGUGCCAGAGUCAAAGAAACGCAAACUCUGGGGAAAUUUUUGGAAGCAACGCGGAAAGGAGAAAGAAAAAGAACAACUAAAGGAAAAAAAUAAAAAAAGGGAGAAAGAAAGGAGAAGGAGAAAGGAGAAAGAAAAAGAACAACUAAAGGAAAAAAAUAAAAAAAUAGCGAAAGUUAAAAUUACUGGGUGUUUACCUAUGUUUUCAAGAGGUCGGAAAAGUAUAGAACAGAAUGGAGAAGAGGACUAAGAGGACAUAACGUUCCACAAACAUUUAACAUUUUAUACAAGAACACAUCAUUGAAGAGACCACAGCAUUGUAUUUCUAGUUUCUAGUUUUUAAUUAACACUUCCUGAUACUGAGCAAUGUUGCAGAAACUGAAGAAAAGUUAGCAACCAGGUAGUUUUAAUAGUACUAGGAUAUAAAUGAUGUUAGACCAAGUCCUCCUCAUAUGCACCAUAUUUUACUGUCUGCCAUAGAGUUUUCUAAAGUCAUACACAUGAUUUGUUCCUGCCAGAUUUCUGAAAAACAAUGAGUGCAGCAGGAAGAGCAGCUUUGUUUAGUUUCUCUCUUCAUUUUUGUGGGUUUACUGCAGGUUUAUCCUGUUUGCUGCAAGAUUUUUUUCUAUCCAAAGAAUCAGAGGACUGACUUAUUGCAUCAGUCUACAAUAGAAAAUACCACUAAUUUACUUUAAAUAUCAGGACAAAGAUAAAACCACAUUUGUGUAAAGUCCAUUUAAAAUCAUCUUCACUGAUUAAAUAGUUGCAUCAUUUGUGUCUUUUGCUAACUUGAAGAUACUUCCAUAUUCUGUUUUUAAAUGAACAUGCUUCAUUCUACUAUGUUUUAUUUUUUAAAGUUAUUCAAAUAUUUACUUGUAUGGACAACACAAUCUGUAACAUUUUUCAGAAAAGAAACUGGGUGUGAGGAUGAAUUUUUAUGUGAUUUUUUUGGUGUAACUAUUUUUUGUCAUUUUAUUGUCAAGUGCUGAUGUUUGAAAUUGUGUUUUUUUUUGUUUCCAGUGUUGUUUACUGCCAAAGCAUGCUACCUUUGUAGAUGCUACCUGGCCACUGACUGUCAUAAAUUGUUUUGAUUUAUGUUCAUCAGUUUGAAGUCAACUCUUGUGUUGUUAUGCAUGAAGUAAAUAAACACUAUUAAGUAAAAGUGUACAAAUAUUAUAAAACCUUGGUUGACUGUCUCUGCAAAAACUCAGAUCACAAUUACAGGUUUCCAAGCUUCAGAGAUUCUUUUAAUCAUACAAACCCUCUUUUGGACUAGACCUGCCGGUUUACAGCUAUAUGAGCACACAGCUGUUUAUUAUGGGAGGAUCAUGGUGACCCAAUUGUUUUGAAUAUAAUUUUUGGAAAAUGCCGUGUUAGAAGAGAUGCCAGUGUUGUAUCAUUUUUACAAAUAGUGUGUAUCCUUCCUUAUAAUCACUAAACUUGUGCCAGAGUCUGGUACUGACUGGUCCAAUCUGUAAGUUAGUCUCCUUCAUACUAUUGUAGUGUAAUAUUUUUGGGUACAAUAUGAUAAAAAUGAAAGAUGAUAUAAUUAUGGCAAAUGUUAUUAAACUGAAGAAUAGAGUUAAAUUGUGUAUGAAAUGCAGAAUGAUGAAUACUACUAACUACUAAUUACUGAUGAUUUGAUGGUAUUGUGUGUGUGGAGGAUCAUUAAGUAAAACGUAUUUUGUUGUAAAUAGAAAGUAAUCAACAUCUAUUUAUUCACUUUAUGUCUGAACAAAAUAAGUCAAAACUACUGUGACAAAUUCUACAAUUCUACAUUUUCAUUUAGCAUGCUUUGUAGAAAAAUGAACUAUGGAGUACCCAAAACAUAAUGGUGCAUAAUUAAGGCAAUAUUACUUUAAAAUGUAUAAGAAGCAUAAUGCAUAAAGGUAUA
This is a messenger RNA of Amphiprion ocellaris (clown anemonefish), 4834 nucleotides long. Its product is annotated as caldesmon-like. Gene Ontology annotation, cellular component: nucleus; cytosol. The transcript is spliced from 12 exons. Gene Ontology annotation, biological process: protein deubiquitination. The coding region runs from base 8 to 3190 and encodes 1060 amino acids. The record is from RefSeq and is a predicted model, not a curated record. Gene Ontology annotation, molecular function: cysteine-type deubiquitinase activity; cysteine-type endopeptidase activity. NCBI's taxonomy places the organism in Eukaryota, Metazoa, Chordata, Actinopteri, Pomacentridae.